Molecule: messenger RNA, 1268 nt
Organism: Oryza sativa Japonica Group (Japanese rice)
Lineage: Eukaryota; Viridiplantae; Streptophyta; Magnoliopsida; Poales; Poaceae
Source: RefSeq, a predicted model, not a curated record
UCCGACCCCGACGCGUCGCGCACCAAACCCCCCCGCCCCCAACCCCGACCUCCUCCCGUGCUCCGCGCUCCGAUCCGCCGCCGCCGCCGCGCGCGCGCCGCCGGGGGAGUGCGCCGGCGUGUGGUGGUGGGUGUGUAAGGGUAGGUGGAGGGGUGGGUGAUGCGAGAUCGGCCGCGGCGGCGGUAGAGGGGGUGUGUGUGCUCGGCUACUCCGGUGGGUCGGGUCUGGGCGGGGUGCGCGUGGGGAUGGGGUGCUUCCAGUCGACGGCGAGGCGUCCGCGCCCGGGGUACGAGGACCCCGUCGGCCUCGCCUCCGAGACCGCCUUUAGCGUAAGUGAGGUGGAGGCUUUGUUCGAGCUGUUCAAGAGCAUUAGUGGUUCUGUGAUCGACGAUGGGCUCAUCAAUAAGGAAGAGUUCCAACUUGCAUUGUUUAAAAACAAAAGGAAGGAAAAUCUUUUCGCUAAUCGGAUAUUUGACCUUUUUGAUGUGAAGAAAAGGGGGGUCAUCGACUUUGGUGACUUUGUUCGAGCUUUAAAUGUAUUUCAUCCAAACAUCCCAAUGGAAGAGAAAAUUGAUUUUUCCUUCAAGCUAUAUGAUAUGGACAACACUGGGUUUAUUGAACGAAAGGAGGUAAAACAGAUGUUGAUUGCUCUUCUAGGUGAAUCAGAAAUGAGAUUAUCUGAUGAGAUUAUUGAGACAAUCCUUGACAAGACGUUUUCAGAUGCUGAUACUAAUCAGGAUGGGAGAAUAGAUAGAACAGAGUGGGAGAAUUUUGUCUCAAGGAAUCCCUCUUUAUUGAAGAUAAUGACUCUUCCGUACCUCAAGGACAUAACAACCACAUUUCCCAGUUUUGUAUUCAAUUCUGAGGUUGAUGAUCUCGUCACAUGAUCGUGUUUCUGUUACCGGUGUACAGUUAACAAAAACAAAAGGAGUUGAUUUAUGAGUGAAAGAGGCAGAACAUUCGCAGGUGCUAUUAUCAUACAAGGAAUAUAAUUGCGCAGCAGCUUGGAAGCGUAUAACUUCAUUGAUGAUGUCGUCGCACAGGAUAUUAGCGUUGUUGUUUUAGUGUUGUUGAUUAGAUUCGGAAUGUAACAUUUGUAUGUUUGGGUUUGCAGUUUUCAGGUCUUUGCCAACUAUAACAUCUUAUCCUUGUCCCCGUAGAGAUAUACAGUAUUUACCUAGUUUUCCAAACAUGAGUGGAAAAUCUUCUGUCUAUCUGGAACCACCCUUUGUGUUGUUCUGUAUAGUACUGUCUCUUUUUUGUUUUAA